AUUGAAGUGUAUACGAACAUGAGUAAAACCUUAAGGUAUGCGUGAUUAAAUUAUAUAAUAUUUUUAGCUAAGGUAAAGUAAAUAACAAGAGGAAGUUGGACGAAUGACAACAAGAUGACAACAGAAGUGAAAACGAACUCGGCUGCUCAGUGGGUUACAAUGGCACAAUGGCUUCCAGGAGGUCUGCCUUGGCCUCGCAAAAUGAAAUCUCUGGCAACGACCCUCUUCGAGAAUUAUUCGAGGCCUGCAGAAACGGAGACUUAGUGCGAGUGAAGAAGCUUGUGACACCACAAAAUGUUAAUGCCAGAGACACGGCCGGACGCAAAUCUUCCCCAUUACAUUUCGCAGCAGGUUUUGGUAGACGUGAUGUUGUAGAGCACCUUUUGAAUUUGGGAGCUGCUGUAGGAGCGAGAGACGACGGUGGUUUGAUUCCCUUACAUAAUGCAUGUUCCUUUGGUCAUGCUGAAGUAGUUUCACUACUCCUCAAGCAUGGGGCAGACCCCAAUGCUCGAGAUAAUUGGAACUACACACCUCUUCAUGAAGCAGCAUCAAAGUCUAAGUUUGACGUUUGUAUAGUGCUUCUGCAGAACGGGGCGGAUCCUAGCAUCCGCAACACAGACGGCAAAACGGCGUUAGAUCUGGCAGAUACCUAUGCUCGAUCUGUACUUACAGGCGAGUAUAAAAAGGAAGAACUCUUGGAGGCUGCUCGUGCAGGAAAUGAGGACCGCCUUUUAACGCUAUUAACCCCACUCAACGUGAAUUGCCACGCCUCCGAUGGCCGCAAGUCGACUCCGUUACACUUGGCAGCCGGUUACAAUCGAACGGAAAUAGUUACAAUACUGCUCCAGCAUGGAGCAGAUGUCCAUGCUAAGGACAAAGGUGGUCUUGUUCCCCUGCACAACGCGUGUUCAUAUGGCCACUUUGAGGUCACCGAGCUCCUCAUAAAGCAUGGGGCAAAUGUCAAUGCUAUGGAUCUGUGGCAGUUUACCCCUCUGCAUGAGGCAGCCUCCAAGUCCCGAGUUGAGGUAUGUUCUCUACUGUUGGCGCAUGGUGCAGAUCCAACAUUGCUAAAUUGUCAUUCAAAGUCUGCAAUUGAUGUUGCCCCAUCUAGAGAUCUCCAAGAAAGGCUUACUUAUGAAUACAAAGGUCACAGUCUUUUAGAAGCUUGCCGCCAGGCUGAUACUGCCAGACUUAAAAAGUUUCUAUCCCCAGAUGUUAUUAACUUCAAGCAUCCUUACACUGGGGAUACUCCUUUGCAUUGUGCUGUGAGUUCAACUGGAGGGAAAAGAAGGGGUGUAGUUGAGGCUCUUUUGAGAAAAGGAGCUCCCCUUCAGGAGAAGAACAAGGAGUUUCUCACGCCACUGCAUGUAGCAUCUGAUAAAGGGCUUUAUGAGAUCAUGGAGGUUUUACUUAAACAUGGUGCAAAGGUUAAUGCUCUUGAUGGCCUGGGUCAGACAGCUCUUCAUAGAUGUGGAAGAGAAGGAGAUAUUCAAGCAUGUCGAUUAUUGCUACAGUAUGGUAUCGAUCCAACAAUAAUUUCUCUUCAAGGCUACACUGCCACUCAGCUUGCUACAGAUCCAGUUCAACGACUUUUACAUGGUAGGGCUUUUGUGAACAAAGCUUACUCAAUGCUGUCACUAUAUACAGGGCUCUGA
Messenger RNA from Macrobrachium nipponense, 1655 nucleotides. Its product is annotated as poly [ADP-ribose] polymerase tankyrase-2-like. NCBI's taxonomy places the organism in Eukaryota, Metazoa, Arthropoda, Malacostraca, Decapoda, Palaemonidae. Gene Ontology annotation, cellular component: ciliary inversin compartment. The transcript is spliced from 9 exons. The coding region runs from base 168 to 1655 and encodes 495 amino acids. Gene Ontology annotation, molecular function: protein binding. Gene Ontology annotation, biological process: protein localization to ciliary inversin compartment. The record is from RefSeq and is a predicted model, not a curated record.